Caretta caretta (loggerhead turtle) is the source of this 12110-nucleotide messenger RNA. RefSeq names its product phosphoinositide-3-kinase regulatory subunit 3 (gene PIK3R3). Gene Ontology annotation, biological process: phosphatidylinositol phosphate biosynthetic process; insulin receptor signaling pathway. Gene Ontology annotation, molecular function: protein binding; 1-phosphatidylinositol-3-kinase regulator activity. Lineage: Eukaryota; Metazoa; Chordata; Testudines; Cheloniidae. Gene Ontology annotation, cellular component: phosphatidylinositol 3-kinase complex. The record is from RefSeq and is a predicted model, not a curated record.
AGAGACUUGGCAGCUUCCUAAGCCCAUCUUUCCCUGCUCUCCCCGGCUGGCAGGGAGCCCCGGGCAGCUGCAGGCGGCAGACAGAGCCGGGACACGCCUGGCACCGAGUGGGACUGACCAAGCAGGCAAUUGCUGACAGGACAGGAUCCCAAGCAGCGUCGUCCGGGAAGACAGAGGGCGUCCGGGCUGGCGGGCGUCGCGGGAAAUGUUAGAUUAAACCCGAGCUGGGGGAGAGACAGGUAACUGCAAUCUCCUCCCUGCACUCACAGCGGAUGGCACUGGGAUUAUUACGGAUGGCUGGCCUGAUGGCAGCAUGCUCUUGACCCCUUGGGGCUGCCUCCGAUCCCCGCGCUCCCGGAGUGGGAGGCUGGCAGCCGGAGCUGCGACUCUGGGGGUGCCCAGGGGGAGUGUUAGAAGUUCUGGGAGCAGCUCUACCGACCUUCUCUCUCUGCCCCCCACCACCCACCUCUGAUCCCAGUCCAUCGCGCUCUCUCAGCACCUCCCAGUGCCUGCUGGGACUGGUGGAGAGCCCCUGGCGUGUGAGUGACCCCUUGCCACCAACUUCCUGCCAUGGCCUCGUCGGAUGGGCUGCAGUACCGGGCGCUCUACGAGUAUAAGAAGGACCGGGAGGAGGACCUGGCGCUGUGCCCCGGGGACCUGGUCACUGUCAGCAAGGCGGGACUGCUGGGCACGGCCGACUACAAGGAGGGGGACGAGAGGAGCCCCAAGGGCUGGCUGAACGGCUUCAACGAGCGCACCAAGGAGCGGGGCGACUUCCCGGGCACCUACGUGGAGUACCUGGGCCCUGUGAGGAUUGUGGCCACCGCUCUCAAGGCUCGGCCCAGGCCUGUGCCCCCCACCCCCACCAGCCAGCUGUGGGGACCCGCUGGGCAGGCCGAGGUUGCAGAGUUAAGACUCCCUGAGCAAGCACCUCUGGUUGUAAUGAGACUCAUUGAAGCUUUGGAAAACCAAGGCAUCGACAAUGAGGCUCUUUACCGAGCCCCUCCUGGCUCCUUCAGCAACCCUGAGCUCAAACAGGCUCUUCUGACAGAUGCAGCAGCUGUAGACAUGGACCCGUUUGAUGGGCAGACGUUGGCUGAGGCACUGAAGUGGUACCUCCACGAUCUCCCGUGCCCUGUGAUCCACCCAGCAAUAUACAGCGAAUUAAUCUACACUGCUCAAGAAACCCAGAGCCUGGAAGAGUGCGGCCAGCGGGUGAAGAUGGUCCUGGAGUCGCCCACCUUCCCCCAGCAGCAUGGCCUCCUCCUGCAGCACCUCACCAGCCAUUUCUGCAAACUGGGUCAGAACAGCAGCAAAAGCCACCUCACCCCCAGGGCCCUGGGGGAGCUCUUCGGCGAGGUGCUUUUCCGCCCACCUGCAUCAUGCACGGACGUGAACUCAGAACACCAUGCAAAGAUCAUCGAGGCUCUCAUUGUGGCUGGAGGCGUGGCCGAGAUGCAAGCUGCACCCGCUCUUCCUCCAAAGCCCCCAAAACCGAUGACUCCGAUCAACAUGAAUGGAAUAAAGGACAAUUCCAGUUUCUCGCUGCAGGAUGCAGAGUGGUACUGGGGGGAUAUUUCAAGGGAGGAGGUAAAUGACAAAUUACGAGACAUGCCAGAUGGAACAUUUCUGGUGCGCGAUGCAUCAACCAAGAUGCAGGGAGACUACACUCUGACAUUGCGGAAGGGUGGCAACAACAAACUGAUAAAGAUUUAUCAUCGGGAUGGAAAAUAUGGUUUUUCUGAUCCAUUGACAUUUAACUCUGUUGUGGAGCUGAUUAACCACUACCGCCAUGAAUCUCUUGCCCAGUACAAUCCUAAGCUUGACGUGAAGCUGAUGUAUCCAGUAUCCAGGUAUCAACAGGAUCAGUUGGUAAAAGAAGAUAACAUAGAUGCAGUAGGUAAAAAGCUUCAGGAAUACCACUCUCAGUAUCAGGACAAGAGUAAAGAGUAUGACAGACUAUAUGAAGAAUACACCAGAACAUCACAGGAAAUUCAGAUGAAGAGAACUGCAAUUGAAGCAUUUAAUGAAACCAUUAAAAUAUUUGAGGAACAGUGCCACACACAAGAGCGAUACAGCAAAGAAUACAUUGAACGAUUCCGCAGAGAGGGGAAUGAGAAGGAAAUCGAACGAAUAAUGAUGAAUUACGAGAAAUUAAAAUCACGCCUGGGAGAGAUCCAUGAUAGUAAAAUGCGUCUGGAGCAGGAUUUGAAGAAACAAGCUCUGGACAAUAGGGAAAUUGAUAAGAAAAUGAAUAGCAUCAAACCCGAUCUUAUCCAGCUACGCAAGAUCAGAGAUCAGUAUCUAGUAUGGCUCAAUCACAAAGGAGUGAGACAGAAGCGAAUAAACGACUGGCUGGGAAUCAAAAAUGAAAAUAUUGAUGAUACUUACUUUGUGAAUGAAGAAGAUGAAAACCUGCCACAUUAUGAUGAGAAAACUUGGUUUGUUGGGGAUCUCAACCGUAUCCAAGCAGAAGAUUUGCUCCGUGGGAAACCUGAUGGAGCUUUUUUAAUUCGAGAGAGUAGCAAGAAAGGAUGUUACGCUUGUUCUGUGGUAGCUGAUGGCGAAGUUAAACACUGUGUGAUCUACAGCACUCCAAGGGGCUAUGGGUUUGCAGAACCAUAUAACCUGUACAGCACACUUAAGGAAUUAGUCCUUCAUUACCAGCAGACAUCCCUCAUUCAACACAACGAUUCCCUAAAUGUCAGGCUCGCCUAUCCUGUCUACGCACAGAUGCCCUCCUCCCUUUGCAGAUAAAUUCUGGGGAGGGGGAAAGUGUUGGCUAUCUUGGAUUCUUUUCUACAGUUUUUAUUAGAACUCUGAGGGCAUUCUUUCUCCUUAGACUGCUUGUUUUGCACAAGAAGUGAUUCUGUGAAUGUGAAUCAAAGAGGCCUAGCAGCAACAAGACGACAACUUGGGUGUAGGUGUCCUGGUGCUACCUAAAGCUCAGCUAUGCUUUUACACUGAUACUUGUGUUUCCUUCCGGGGGGAAUAAACUCAACAUAAACACAUCCAAAAAACUGGAAGCAAAACAUUUUAUGGAGAUGAUUUUUUGCCAGGCACCUUCAGCAGAACUUUUAAUUGGGAUUUUUUUUCUUGUUCUUGUGGAGACAAUUUUGAAGCCUCUAUUGAGGCAUCAGUAAUGUCUUUCAGUCUUAAACUCCAAGAAACUAGGGGGGGAAACUCUACCACAGCAAUGCUCUCUGUUAAUUUUAGCAGCUUCACUGCGAUUCAGCCGAACUUCCAAAUGAGGGCUUAUCUUGAGGAGGCAUGGAAUUUGGUGAGAGAAGACCAAAGGAAUUAUGGGAAAGUUUCAGGUUGUUAUUUAAAAGGAAAAAAAUCCUUAUAAAGAAAAGUUGCUUUAUUUUUUACCAACAGUAACAAAGUUUUGGUUUCAACGGCACUACAGGUCUUCGCUUAAAGGAAAUGUUUAUAACCAAAUUGAACCCACCAAAACUUUGUUCGUUGCUGGAUUGAGCACUUAUGGGGGAAGGUUGCGUUAGCAUCCGCACAUACUUUCUACACCAAAACUUGAAACAAAUAAAAGGAAAAGCUAAAACUUUUUGUGUGGUUUUGAAAACUCUGAUCUGUCUGAAUUGAUGUAAUUGUUCCUCCUUCCUCUCCCCUCCUCCGUUUUUUCUUUGUUUUUUUGUUGUUGUUUUGGGACACUUCUUUCCAAGUCUUUUAGAUACUAUUCUUUGGAAUGUAAACCAGAAUGAAGCUGGCCACUCAUGUUUUGUGAGUUCUGUUGCUGAUUGAUGAACUAUUCUUUUGAAACCCUUGUAACAUUUUUGUAAUGUAAGUGUAAAGAAAAGGUGCAAUUCAGUGCUUCUGGAUGGCUUAUUAUACCAAAUAAUUACAUGAAGACCGGUCCUCAGAUUUUUUCUAUUAUAAAUAGUAUGCUAAUUCGUACCAAUGCCCUUUGACUUGUUCACCGUGAACCAGAUUCUGAUUUCUGUUACUCCACUGAAGUCAGGUACUCAAGAUUUUAUGCUAGUAGAAUCCAGUUCCACUACGUAUAGCCGUGUUUAGAGUUGGGCAAUAAUAAAUUAACCUGCAUUUAUUUGUAAACACAGCAGCCAGUUAAGUAGUAGCCAAAGCAGGAAGUGGAUUGUCUGCUACAAGACAGGCAUAGACUAUUCUAAAAACUACAGGUUCUCUUGUGCCAUCUGCUGAAGUAUCUGAUACUGUCAGAUGCUAGGUAGGCAAAUCCUGGGUGCAACUUGGUACAGCAGUCCUGUAUUCCUAAAAUGCUUAAGCCAAGGAAUAAUUGCAUUUGAGAGAUGUAGGUUAUCCCCAUUAUGUUUUGACUCAGUAUUUUGAUUUGCUCCUACUGAGUCUCUACAAUGGAAAACUAAAUUAGGUAAGAGUAACUUUGUUUGGCAACAAAGCACAAGUGGCAAAGUAAUUAUUCAGUAUGUGGUCUUAGAAUUUAAUUUUUGCUGUUUUUAGUGGUAGCAUUUUGUUUUAUACUUGCUGUAUGUAAAUUGCCCAGGCAAGGAAACAGUCUAGUGGUUAAGACACAGGCCUGCAAGUUGGGAGCCCUUGGGUCUGUUCCUGACCCUGUCACUGACUUCUUGUUUGAAUUUGAACCAUCUGUAAUCCCUGAGGAAUAGUGGCAAGGUUGUUGAGGCUUAAUUAAUGUUUACACUGAGAAAUCAUCAAACAAAAGCACUAUAAAAUAUUGUUAAGCAGAGCAUUAUUUAUUCAUGAGUAGGGACAUGACAGAUCUUGAACACUGAUAAAUAGUGGAAAGGACAAUUUAGAUUGCUUGGCAUGUCCAAGCAACACUUUAUUUUACACUAAUGUGCCGCUGGUUAACCAGCUAGAAUGUGGUCUUCAAAUGAAGAAUUGUCAAGGUUUAGAAAGCCCCACAAACUGAAGCUCGUGUGAAAGGAAAAUGAGACUAACACAAGGCUCCAUGCCAAAUGACCCAGUUUCCCCUGGUUGGCUACUACGUUGCUGGGAAAAUGUCUGCCCCAUUCAGUAAAAACCUAGAUUCACUGCUCCCGUUGUAGGUCAGAAAUGGACUUUUUUUAAAUGAAAGCAACUUGCCACAUCCCUUGAGUUAUGGGUAAUCUGCUGACUGCAAAGCAUCAUUCUCAUCCUUUAUCUCUUGCCCUUCCAGCAUUCUCCUCACCAUUGGAUUCAAUCUAGAUUACACAUAUAUUGGGUAGAUUUUUCAAAGGCACAGAUAGCAGUUAUUUACUGUCUGUGCCUUUGAAAAUCUACUGCAUUACAUCAUGGGUCUUCUCUUACUUCCACCGGAAACUCUAGUAGAGUCAAUGUUAUUCCUCAUUCUGUGCUCCCACUGGUGAGAAUCUGUGAAGUGUCUUGCUAUCUGAACUGUGACAUAGUUUCAUAUUAACCAAGCAAAGGUCAAUUAUCAGACUAAAUCCCAGCUCCGUUUCUCAGUGGCAGUGGUGCAGGAAGUAGAACUACUUCUGAAGCUUCCUUGUAGUUGAAUCUCAAUGAGCUUGUGAUGUUGUAGGCCAGAUUCCACUUUUGGUUAUGCCUGUAUAAAUUCAGAGUAAUUCCAUUGGCUUCUGUGAAGUGACUUUGGCUUUACAGUGGGGUAUGAAUGAACUCAGAAUCUGCCGACCCCCUCCCCCACCCUUUCAAAUUUCUUCACCCAUCACAGGUGCUGCAUUGUUAUGAGCAAUACAUCCAGAAAGCUAAAAGCCAUCUAGAAGCAUUUUAAUUCUUUUUCCCCCUAAAUUUCAGAUUAGGACUGUGUUCAAAUUAAAACCUAAAAGUUCUUCACUUUCUCCAUCCCUAUCUCUCUGACUCCUGAUUUGCCCAUGUGCCUUUUUGCACUUGAUUUAGGCACACAAGUUACAGCUUGUUAGUGUUUUACCCAUUUUAUGGUAACACAUGCCAUUGCACACCUCCUUUUUGCCUCAGUUUUUGCACUCAUGUGGCAAGUGAAAUAUGGGUAUAAAACCAAGUGAAAUAUAUAGCAGGUAUAAUUCACUAGGGGGCCUCCUCCUGCUCCCAGUCACUCCAGUUGGCCUGAUCCUGCUCACUCACUGGUAUAAAACCAGUGUAACCCUGUUACUCCCCACAGAGCCAUUCCUCUCAAGAUUGAAAGCGAAAUUGGGCUCAAUAGAUGCAGGAUUGGUCCCUAGUAUCUGCUGUUAGCAAGCUUAAAAGAAAUGUAUAAGAGAGAAGGUAAGGGCAAAAGGAGGAGUAAAAUCCAAUGAUUUUAAAAAAAACAAACAAGCCAAUAUGUUCAUGUGUGAAGAGAGUGCAGAAAAGUUCUGGUUUCAAGGGUCAAAAGAUGGGGAACUUAUGCUCAGUUUAUUGGAGCAGCCAUUUCUUACCUGACUGCAGCUAGAAUAGUACUGAUCUCACUGACCCAUGUUGUAUUAAAUAUAUAUAUAGAUUUUAAAUAACUUUUUUUUUGCACAGUGUUAAAUAGGGGAAACGAUAUUGAGACUUUCUAAUAUGCACAGUUUCUUCUAUCUGUUUGAAGUAUAUUUGCAGGGAACAGGGGUGAUUCAGUAUUUUGCUUUUUCACAAAUGGGGAAACCAGAUCUACUUCCACAGUUGCCAUUGUGCCCAUUGUAUGCAGCACAUCAGCCAAGAACACCAUGUUGCUGAGCUUCCAACUCUCCUCCCAUUAGUUCCUUUGCCAGUCACAUGUCUUACUGUGAACAAAUGGGGGGUGAUAGGACGAGUUGGUACGAUGCAGUUUGAGGAUGCUGCAAAGUUUUCCCAAAGAGCACAGAUGCAGCCUAAAAACAAGGGUGUCUCAUUGAGUAUUUGAACCAGCGUGUAAGAGAAUAUGAACAUAUAUGGUGGUGCAUUUUCCAGUUAAAGAGGGAGAGAAAUUGUCUAAACUAUUUCUGUGUCUGGAAGUGAUGGCGCAAUGCCUGCCAUGUACCGCAUGUCCCCUAGGUCUGUACUGGGUUCUGAGGCAGUGCAAGUCUUCUCUCUGCGCCAAGAUCAAACAUGGUUUCUCCAUGUGCGCGCACACUUCCAAAGGUGACUGAGGGAGAAAAGGAAUUCUCAAUCAAACUAAUGAGCCUGAUUCUCUUCUCACUUACACCGUUGUAAGCAAGAGAUUCCAUUGAAGAAAAGCUGUGCAUGUGAAAGGAGAAUCAAGCCCAUCUGCUUUACAUGAUAUCCAAAUUUCAGGCUGCACUCAUGUCACAGAAGGACAGAAAUCAAAGCAAAUCUUGGCCUCUUUAAAGCCAAGCAGCUAUAAUGGAUACUGUGGAAAUAAAUGUUGAAGCUUUCAGUGCAGUUGUAAGGGCUGGGGGGAAUAUUGGUUGCCCUAACAUUGCUCUGUGUGCAACUUGGAUGGCAACAUGUCCAGUAACUUAAUGCUAUGGCUGUUUAAAACAGCAGAAUUACUAAAGGAGUGUCACAGUUUUAAAUUUUGGAAAAGCCCCUUAUAUUUGGUACUUGAACAGUCUCUUUUCUGUUGUUUGAAUGUUUUUGUUUUUUUUCUUUAUACUAACAGGGAAGGAAAAUCUGAAAUGUUAGUGAAUCUUGUAAAUGUGCUGCAUUUUGCAGACAUAAAACAGGUACUUUUUUGUGGGUGGAGGGGAGGGUAAGAGACAGGUUCAAAAUGCAAUUUUAACAGCACUAUGGUGAAGUGAGGUUUUGUUUUCAUCCAUAUUCUAGAGUCCUACGUUCCUUUGUUUUCUCCCUACCUUAAUGUCUGCUUUGUGUACAGCAGAGUCAAAAUAUAUUCCUGAAAGAACAAAGACUCAUGCCAAUUUCUGCUUCAAAUGGCAAAUUUAAGUCAGAUGCACAAAGGCUUUAGUAAGUGAGAGAAUGAGUUGAAAAUCCAGGCUCAGCUUCUUGAAGAACUUAUGAUUAUAGUUUUGAGCAAGGAACAGACAAUGCCCUUGAACAGGACUCCUGUCUUUAUUCACAAAAGAUUAGACGCCAAAAUGAUUCUAGUCUCAAUUUUUGCAUAGAAAGCCUUGGAAUAAUUGGGUAUACGUUUGUAAGUAAGUGUGCAUGUGUGUGUUAAAAGCAGUUGGGAUAGUGAUGAAAGUCUUAAAGGACUUACUCAACUAUUUUUACAAAGAUCUCCUGUUUUGUAUUUGAAGGAACCUUGCAUUGCUGUCCCACUAGUUUCCUUUUGGCACAAUCUGUGCCAGCAAGAGGAGAGAACAAAGCCACGCCAUCUUACCCAAAUAAUACCAGGAUGUGUUGGUAAAGCAAUACUGCUAAUUAGUCUGUGUAGCAGGAGUAUGUUUUGACAGUGCUAUAGAAAAGUUUGUCCAAACUUUUGCAAAGCUUACGUUCUGUGGCCAGAAAUAUUUUCUGUGGGAGGGGAGGGAAGAAUUUUGAAAGCCCUUUAGAGGCCGUACCAUUUCUUCCACAGGACUAAGAUUCAGGAUUAUCAGUGUGUUUUUGUGAGUUGUUCUAGAAGAUGAUGGUGCUUAAAACACUGGUCUUUGGGGCUGGCUCCAUACGUUUAAUGCAACUCGCCUAUUCUUCACUUUUGGCAGUAGACCCACCCCCAUUCUGUGGCUAAUGCAAAUGUAACAUUGGUUUAGAAUUUGACUUAAAAUACUUGGCAUGCAGGCUUCUGCAGCAAAUUAAGUACAGGCGUCUGUUCUAUUUGGUCAACAGAAAUAACGGUUCUCUCUGAUCAAUCAGUAUGAGACAACAUUUUCAGUUAGGCGUUUAUUUUAAAUUUCCUCCGAUUUUUUACCAUCAGAUGUUGCUUUUGGAAUAUUGGCUUUAAUAAGUGAGAGUGUUUUGGUUUUUUUUUUUUUCUGUAAAUUCACCACCACUCCAUUAAAUGUGCUUGCUGGGUGGUGUAGUGGUCACAGAAUGGGCUUGACUUCACAAUUGUGUUAAAAAUGACAUAGCAAUGGCCAGGGACCAAAUUAACCCCCUGGUAUAAAUCUAUUAACUUCAGUGGGGUUAUUUACCACCCCAUUUAUGCCAGCAGUGAAAUUAGCCCUGGGAAUCAUCAUUGAAGUACAAUGUAUGUAGAUUGUUUUGUUGGAUGAUUGUUUGUUUGUGUUUGGUUUGUUUUUUUUUCUGGUUUGGGUUUGUUUGUUUGGUUUUUGUGAGUUACUCAUACAUCAAAUAAGAAUACAGUUGACUAAACCUGUUAAUUUUGUAUGUUUGGCAGUUUACAGCACCAUGGGAUUGUAACAGUCUGCAUCAUAUCUGUGUGUGUGUGUAUGUACUGUAUGUAUAUAGCUCUAUGUAAAAUAUAUUCACAUACACAUUUAUAUGCAUUAGCCAUAAGUGGCACUGGCCCUUAAAACUAAAACAAAAUUCACUAUUUGCACGUUUUUACACACAUUUAGACAAAGUUGGGUUUGUUUUCUUCAAAUGAAAGGGGUUUAUCAGGAACAUCUUGACAAUGUGCUUUUGAGAGUCUACACUAUGGUUUUGUUUUUUUGUUUGUUUUUUUAAAUUGGAUUGUUUAGAGGUUUUUUUAAUUAUUUACUCUGGGACAAGAGCAUUAAAAUGUGUUCAAAGCAAAGGUUACUUUUAAAAUUACCUCUUGUUUUCCUUCAAGAUGCAGUAAUGUUUGCAUGUUUUCAAUCAAUCUAACCAAACUCCUGUCUAGAACUAAUGUGCAAAGGAGGGUAACAGUAUGUCUCACGUUGUGAAUGCACUGGUUAGAUGAAGGCGUGUCUCGGUGUAAACCGUGAGUGUAGGUUUGGUUUUUGUAGUCAGGACUGAAAUGAUAGCACACGCUCCUUUUGUAUAACCUUUGUGUUAAUGUUGUUGCAUUGUUUUAAAAUGUUUUUUUUUUCUUCCAAGAGAUACUGCCUCUGUUUAGAACCUGCUUCUCAUGGAGCUGGUGGAGGGCGGGGGGUGGUUGUUGUUUUCCUCCAUAUGAAUUCCAGCAUGUAACUUUUUGGUACUCUUGUUGUUAUUUGUGUAAAACCUGUUCUGUCGUUUAUGCUGUAGUUUAAAAAAAAAAAAAAAAGGAAUUUGUGUAGUUUAACUUUUAAAAAGAAACAAACUGCUUCAUAUGGAAACCAAUUGUAUGUUAGUGUUUUUGGACAAGUCAUACUGUAGUUUCUAGAUCAGUAAUGCAACAUUGUACUUGUCACCAGAUGUGUUACGAUUUUGCUGUAUUUUUUUAAUAGAUGGUUGGGCUUUUAAAUCCCAGACACUAAACAUCCUGGGCCUACCUGCUCUAGAUUUAAACAAAAAAAAAUGCAAUAAAAAAGUUGCAAUAAAGCACAUUUACAUGUAAUGUUUUAGAAGGAUGUACUGACAGCUGUUUCUAAUAAAUUCAGAAAUGCAGCCUAGCUGGCAUGUUGUGGUGUUAGCUGUGUGUGUUUCUCCUGGUUGAGGCAGUGAAAAUGGAUUUUGUUUAAGGCUCAGUUCAAGACUAGAGUUUGUUUGUUGUGUUUUUGGUUGUUGCCAAAAUUGCACUAUGUCUCCAAAAUCCUAAGCAAUUUAAACUCCAGUUAACAAAUACACACUUCAGCACUGCUUCAUUUGGGUGCCUGAAACAAGACCUCUCGCCUGACUUGGCAAGAGAUCCAGCAACAGGGCAUUCACUGAAAGUGGUGUAAAAGCAAUGGUUCUAGCUAGGCUAUACGGUCCCACAACAACUCUACAUUCCUUGUACAAUUUCACAUGGAUCCUGAGACUAUGGUACUGAACAAUUUCCUUGCAUUUACAAUCUCUUCAGAGAUAACCAAUUUAGAUCAGUUUUCAGAGUAGCAGCCGUGUUAGUCUGUAUCCGCAAAAAGAACAGGAGGACUUGUGGCACCUUAGAGACUAACAAAUUUAUUUGAGCUGUAGCUCACGAAAGUUUAUGCUAAAAUACAUUUGUUAGUCUCUAAGGUGCCACAAGUCCUCCUUUUUCUUUUUAAUUUAGAUCAGAGAUUACAACGUAGCAAUAGCACUAGUAAAUGAAAUCACUCUCUCGGCAUGUUUGUUCUUUAAUUCUCCCUUUCUUCAGUUCAGUUAUGGUCCCUUUCCAUAGGUCAUGGAGACGUCAGACAUGUUCAUGGGUGCCUGAUCAUUUCCGAAACAUCAGUCUAGUGAUUCAGCUCUGAUUUGGGGCUCUAGAAAUAGCAGGGAGAGGCUUGAGCAUCUUUAACCCGAUACCCAAGCUUCCCACUGAAGAAGCAGUAGUUUGUGGGCCUUAUUCUCCAGUCACACCACUUCCAUUCACUUUAAUAUAUAGUGUAAGUGUUGAAAUAUAACUGGGUUCUCUGGUUACUCAGUAACCAGCCAGAUCCUGCUGCCACUGAGAUCAAUGAGAGCAGAAUUGGGUCUUUGCAUUUCUCACACCUAACACACCCUCUUUGCCUGGAAUUGGCAAAGUGAAAUCUCUGGGAGCCUGGGCUUAUGUUCCUUAGUGAUUACAUCCGAACCCAUCACUGCCACUGCACAGGUGUGUACACUAAUAAUUACAUGGUGAGCUUCAAGACAGAGGCUCAUGCUUUGCUGCGUGUGUUCACUUUUGGCAAUGCUGCCAUUCCACAUCCACCUUGUGGUAAAUGGGCCACGGUCUUAUGCAGAUGGCUUUUAUAACCCCCAUUUUCUUGUUCAUGGAGGUUUUAUUAUAGAUGAGAAAAAUAACUGGCAACUUGCUAAUGGGGGAAGGGGAUUUGAGUCUGCAUCAAACACUAAGGGAGAGAGACCAGGCGGGUGAGGUAAUAUCUUACUGCAUCAGCUAAGUGACCAUUAAAAUCACCUAGGGAGGUGGGAAGAACUAACAUGAGUGAUCUUGGUUUGAUUUGAUUUUUCUCUCUCUCUCAAUAGUAAUACGUGGGAUUUACCAAAGCUAGGGGAAACAUUAUGCUGGAUGCCCCUGGCCUAAAUCUGGAGUGAUUCCAUUGAUUUCAGUGGUAUUACCUGUAUGUAACCAAUCAGAAUCGAGCCCUGUAGCGCUGACAGGGAGAGAGUUUAAAUCGAAUACAGCUGUUGACAAGUAUGCCUGGUAUUUCUCUUCACAGUUCUCUCUCAAGAUCUGCUUUUGGCUUGUUGGUAUCAUGCUGCCGUAUUGUUACAAGGUACAGUUGCAUCCAGUCGUUCAAUAGCUUGUAUUGGCUGUGUUUGACCUCCGUCCCGUGGAGGCAGAUCCAUGUACUACAUUGCCAUGACUCCGUAAUACUUGUCUGUCUUGCCGAAUUAAAAACCGAUAUUUUCCUGAG